Molecule: messenger RNA, 1269 nt
Organism: Nymphaea colorata (pocket water lily)
Lineage: Eukaryota; Viridiplantae; Streptophyta; Magnoliopsida; Nymphaeales; Nymphaeaceae
Product: protein SULFUR DEFICIENCY-INDUCED 1-like
Exons: 4
Coding region: 144-1088 (314 amino acids)
Molecular function (GO): protein binding
Source: RefSeq, a predicted model, not a curated record
GGCCGCCCCAACCCCAUCUAACCAGCCAUCGCGAACGAGGACGGUUUCCCGUCCAGGUUCAUCCUCCCCCGCGAUUUAUUAAGAAGAGCGAGGGAAAGAGGGGCGGGAGAUCGCCAUUUUCUCUACCCUCCCGCCAGAUUAAGAUGCAGGGAGUCGCAGGCGCAAAACUCCCGUCUCCGAGGAAGUACGUUGCCGGGCCGGCGAGCCCGACGGACGUAGGUGGACGGAGGGACCUCUUCCAUGUGAUACACAAGGUUCCGGCCGGCGAUACACCCUAUGUGCGGGCCAAGCACGUCCAGCUAGUUGAGAAAGACCCCGAAGCUGCCAUCGUUCUGUUCUGGAAGGCCAUCAAUGCGGGGGACCGCAUCGACAGUGCUCUCAAGGACAUGGCUGUCGUGAUGAAGCAGCAGGACAGAGCAGAGGAAGCCAUCGAAGCAAUUAAGUCAUUCCGUCAUCUGUGCUCGAAGCAAGCUCAGGAAUCCCUUGACAACGUCCUCAUUGACCUCUACAAGAAAUGUGGAAGAGUAGAGGAGCAGAUAGAGCUACUGAAGCAGAAGCUUCGAAUGAUAUACCAAGGAGAGGCCUUCAACGGGAAGCCCACUAAAACUGCCCGCUCCCAUGGCAAAAAGUUCCAGGUCUCUAUCAGACAGGAAACUUCAAGAGUACUGGGUAAUUUGGGAUGGGCGUACAUGCAACAAAUGAACUAUGUUGCUGCGGAGGUUGUAUACAGAAAGGCCCAGGCGAUCGAUCCGGACGGUAACAAAGCCUGCAACUUGAGCCUCUGCCUCAUGCGGCAGGGAAGGUACGCCGAAGCUCGGAUGAUCCUGGAAGAUGUUAAGAAGGGGAGAUACGGCGGUUCAGAUGAAGGCAAGUCGGUCGUUCGGGCCGAAGAGUUGCUAAAGGAGAUGGGAACAUCAAGGGGGGAGACCGAUAACGGAGCCCGCGAUCACCAGGAUGGGUUUGAUCAUCUAGAAGAGGUCAUUCUUAGCGGGUUAGACAUGCUAACGAGCGACUGGGCUCCAGCGAGGUCGAGGCGAUUGCCCAUCUUUGAAGCCAUCACGCCCUACAGAGAUCAAGUUGCGUGUUGAUUACGGGAAGGUUAUUGCGCGACAGUGUACAUAGUAGGGUUGUGUUGGGGAAGGAAAGAAAGGAAGGACACCAUGGUUUUGGUCCUUUGUUGUGAUUGUAGUCGCCGUGGGCGGGGAGAGUCUUGGCAGUGCAGGAAAAGCACUGGUCUUUAAUAGAAAGAAAUUUGUCUGGUUACUUCUC